ACGGGCCCGAACGCGGGCGGCAAGUCGUCGAUCGCGCGCGCGGUGGCGCUGGCCCACGUCUUCGCCCAGGCCGGCGGGCCCGUGCCCUGCGAGCGCGCCGACAUGCCCCUGCGCGACGCCAUCUUCACGCGCAUGGGCGCGGCCGACGACCUGGCCGCGGGCGCGUCGACGUUCCUCGCCGAGCUCCGGCGCGCGGCGCUGCCGCUCAACGAGGCGACGGCGGCGUCCUUCGUGAUCCUGGACGAGCUCGGCCGGGGCACGUCGACGCACGACGGCGUCGCCGUCGCCGCGGCGACGCUCGCGCACCUCGUCGACGAGGUCCGGGCGACGACGCUCUUCAUCACGCACUACCACGACCUGGCCAAGGCCGCCGCGGCGGACCACGCGCGGGUCCGCAACGUCCACGUCGCCUACGCGCGCGUGCCCCGCGACGACGCGAACGACGGCUUCGACGACGACAUCGUCAUGCUCUACAAGCUCGAGCCGGGGCUCGCCGACGCGUCCUUCGGCAUCUACGCCGCGCGCGCCGCGGGCGUGCCGCCCGCGGUCCUCGACCUCGCGCGCGCCAAGGUCGGCGAGCUGCGCGGCGCGAAGUAA
This is a messenger RNA of Aureococcus anophagefferens, 597 nucleotides long. RefSeq lists its product as hypothetical. The record is from RefSeq and is a predicted model, not a curated record. Gene Ontology annotation, molecular function: ATP binding; mismatched DNA binding; ATP-dependent DNA damage sensor activity. The annotation marks the transcript as partial. The transcript has a single exon. Gene Ontology annotation, biological process: mismatch repair. NCBI's taxonomy places the organism in Eukaryota, Pelagophyceae, Pelagomonadales, Pelagomonadaceae. Gene Ontology annotation, cellular component: nucleus.